Molecule: messenger RNA, 1418 nt
Organism: Paramormyrops kingsleyae
Lineage: Eukaryota; Metazoa; Chordata; Actinopteri; Osteoglossiformes; Mormyridae
Product: aquaporin-8-like
Biological process (GO): water transport; transmembrane transport
Cellular component (GO): plasma membrane
Molecular function (GO): water channel activity
Source: RefSeq, a predicted model, not a curated record
ACAUUCCUAAUAAAUAUUAAAUAAUGUAAAAUCUAUAUUUUAAACAUCUCCCUCGGAUCUUAUAGUUGUUUUGUAUCGCUCAUCUGUGAGACUGCAGAGUCAAUCGGAGUCACUCAGCAGAAGCUGAUAAGAGCAUAAAUGCCAGCGGUUACGUGGACGUUGGACACAUCUGCCUGGCAGCGCGCGAUGUCUAAAACGGAGCUCUGCGACGUGCCAUGCCGGGACGCCCCGGAUCCCGAGGAGCGGCCGCGAAACGAGCCUCGGAGGGCCGCCGCCGCCUUCGAGAGCUACUUGCAGCCCUGCUUGGCAGAGCUGCUGGGCUCAGCCCUCUUCAUUUUCGUGGGCUGCUGCUCGGUGGUGCAGAACUCGGCGACCACGGGGCUGCUGCAGCCCGCCUUGGCGCACGGGCUGGCACUCGUCGUCGUGAUUGCGGUCCUGGGGGAAAUCAGUGGCGGCCACUUCAACCCGGCUGUGUCCCUGUGCGUGUACUUCGUCGGGGGGCUACGGCUCGUGCUGCUCCUGCCCUACGUUGUUUCCCAGCUGCUUGGUGGGAUGAUCGGGGCGGCCUUGGCUCUGGCCAUCACCACUCCUCAGUCCUAUGCCAGUUCCUCAGGAGGGGCCUUCAAUGUGGUUCAGAACGACUCCCAGGUGGGCCAGGCCACCGUGGCUGAGAUCGUCAUGACCGCGUUCCUGACCAUGACUGUGUGCAUGGGUGCAGUCAACGGCAAGUCACGCAGCAGCCUGGCGCCGCUCUGCAUCGGCCUGACGGUGGCGGCCGACAUCCUCGCUGGGGGGCCUGUGUCUGGUGCAUGCAUGAAUCCAGCGCGUGCGUUUGGCCCCGCUCUGGUGGCGAACUGCUGGGCCUACCACUGGAUCUACUGGGUGGGGCCUUUGGGCGGGGCUGUUUUCACGGCCUGUGUUGUUAGACUGCUGAUGGGAGAUCGGAGUUUGCGGCUUAUUCUGAAGUGACAGAAACACCUCACAGGAGCUCCUCAGAAACCUAUGGACCUGAUUUCCUGAACUAAAAGGCAGCUUUAUUCCUCUCCAUUAAGAUUCAAAACACUGCAGACACUUGAUAACAAUUAAAAUAUAAUUGGCUGUGAUUGAACAUGGUGGAGUUGGCUUUGACUGACACCACAAUCACACCAGGGCCGGGACACCAUCUUCCCGACCGUAUUAAAUUGAAUUGCAUUGAAUUGAAUUCAGAAAACCUCUUGGCAUUGUGAUUGAUCCCAUGAUCCAUGCGGAGAUUGACUGGAAGCACUGCUGCACAUGUGUGUAUGAUUCAAGCCACUGGGUCAGGAAUCAAGUUCAGACCUCACCCAACGGGGGGGGGCACACGCUUAACCCAUGAGCAAGUAUGUGGGCAAAUCAUCAACUGUAAAUGUAUCAAAUAAAUUUUUAUAUAUCUUUACUAA